Messenger RNA from Eurypyga helias (sunbittern), 1442 nucleotides. RefSeq names its product PR domain zinc finger protein 15. The annotation marks the transcript as partial. Lineage: Eukaryota; Metazoa; Chordata; Aves; Eurypygiformes; Eurypygidae. The record is from RefSeq and is a predicted model, not a curated record. Gene Ontology annotation, biological process: regulation of DNA-templated transcription. Gene Ontology annotation, molecular function: DNA-binding transcription factor activity, RNA polymerase II-specific; RNA polymerase II cis-regulatory region sequence-specific DNA binding. The transcript has 13 exons.
GUGACAAACUGUUUAAAUGUGAGGAAUGUGCAAAGCUGUUCAGCCGCAAAGAGAGCUUGAAAGCUCAGGUUGACAGUGAGUACAGAUACAAGUGCACGACGUGUGAAAAGGCCUUUCGGAUAGAGAGCGCGUUGGAAUUCCACAACUGCAGGACAGAUGACAAGACAUUCCAGUGUGAGAUGUGUUUCAGAUUCUUUUCUACAAACAGUAAUCUUUCAAAACACAAGAAAAAGCAUGGGGAUAAGAAGUUUGCAUGUGAAAUCUGCAAUAAGAUGUUCUACCGGAAGGAUGUCAUGCUAGACCAUCAAAGGCGACACUUGGAAGGGGUGAGGCGUGUGAAAAGAGAAGACUUUGAGCACAGCACGGAAAACAUGGUUCGCUACAAGAAGGAGCCUUCGGGAUGCCCCGUCUGCGGGAAGGUAUUUUCAUGUAGGAGCAAUAUGAACAAACACCUUUUAACACAUGGAGACAAGAAAUACACUUGUGAAAUCUGUGGACGUAAAUUUUUCAGGGUGGAUGUGUUGAGAGAUCAUAUUCAUGUCCAUUUUAAGGACAUAGCGCUGAUGGAUGAUCACCAGAGGGAAGAGUUCAUUGGGAAAAUUGGAAUCUCAUCAGAGGAAAACGAUGACAACUCUGAUGAAAGUGCAGAUUCUGAGCCACACAAGUAUAGCUGCAAAAGGUGCCAGCUGACUUUCGGCAGAGGGAGGGAGUACCUGAAGCACAUAAUGGACAUGCACAAGGAGAAAGGCUAUGGCUGUAGCAUCUGUAACCGGCGUUUUGCCUUGAAGGCAACUUACCAUGCACACAUGGUCAUCCAUCGGGAGAACCUGCCUGAUCCUAACGUGCAGAAAUACAUCCAUCCAUGUGAAAUCUGCGGAAGAAUUUUUAACAGUAUAGGAAAUCUGGAAAGACAUAAGCUUAUACAUACAGGUGUAAAAAGUCAUGCUUGUGAGCAAUGUGGCAAAUCAUUUGCUAGAAAAGACAUGUUAAAAGAACAUAUGCGAGUCCAUGAUAAUAUCCGAGAAUACUUGUGUGCAGAAUGUGGCAAAGGAAUGAAGACAAAACAUGCGCUCCGUCACCACAUGAAACUUCACAAAGGGAUUAAAGAAUAUGAAUGCAAGGAAUGUCACCGAAAAUUUGCACAGAAAGUCAACAUGCUGAAGCAUUACAAAAGACAUACGGGAAUCAAAGAUUUCAUGUGUGAGCUCUGUGGCAAGACGUUUAGUGAGAGAAAUACGAUGGAGACUCAUAAGUUGAUUCAUACAGUAGGAAAACAGUGGACAUGUUCGGUCUGCGAUAAGAAGUAUGUCACUGAUUACAUGCUGCAGAAGCACAUUCAGCUCACUCAUGAUAAGGUAGAAGCCCAGAGCUGUCAGCUGUGCGGGACAAAGGUUUCUACGCGAGCAUCCAUGAGUCGACACAUGAGGCGUAAACAUCCAGAG